Molecule: messenger RNA, 678 nt
Organism: Oppiella nova
Lineage: Eukaryota; Metazoa; Arthropoda; Arachnida; Sarcoptiformes; Oppiidae
Source: the annotation of a GenBank genome assembly
AUUCAGUUUGCAUUCCAGUGCGCCCUAAAUGUGCUCACAAUCGCCUGUCCCUGUGCUCUAGGGUUGGCCACACCUACGGCCGUAAUGGUUGGCACCGGAAUCGGUGCUUUGAAUGGUAUUCUCAUCAAAGGCGCGGAACCGCUAGAAAACGCCCACAAAUUGAAUGCCAUUAUCUUCGAUAAGACGGGAACCAUAACUCACGGCAAACCUGUCGUCACAAAAGUGAUAGUUUUCCACAAAUUCCAAGACAUGCGAUCACUUCAGCGUAUGUUUGCGGCCAUUGGUAUCGCGGAGGCUAACAGUCAGCACCCGAUAGGGACAGCCGUUUGCAAACUGGUCGACAGUUUACUGCAUUUGAAUGGAAACAGUUUCGGCAAUUGCGAGGACUUUGUGGCCGAACCGGGAUUUGGCAUCAAAUGCGCGAUCGAUAGGCGAGUGGUGGACGACAUCAUUAGUGACGAGAAUUUCGUAUUGAAUCCACAGAAUCGCCAAAACAAAGACUUCGAGGAAUUUGAUACAAAAGUCGUGUAUUUAAAUGAAUCGCAAACAGAUCUGAAACUGUCGGACGAGACGUUCAAUGUAUUGAUUGGUAACCGGAAAUGGAUUCUCAAACACGACAUCGAAGUGGACGAAGAGGUGGACCGCGAGAUGACUGCACUCGAAGAGGACGGGCAGACA